Amorphotheca resinae ATCC 22711 is the source of this 1767-nucleotide messenger RNA. RefSeq lists its product as hypothetical. The transcript has 2 exons. Lineage: Eukaryota; Fungi; Ascomycota; Leotiomycetes; Helotiales; Amorphothecaceae. Bases 139 to 1581 code for a protein of 480 amino acids. The record is from RefSeq and is a predicted model, not a curated record. Gene Ontology annotation, cellular component: intracellular membrane-bounded organelle; membrane; cytoplasm. Gene Ontology annotation, biological process: sphingosine biosynthetic process.
AGUAGCCAUGGCAUUUUGUUUCUUGUUUUUGUUCAACUUUGCUUCUUGAGUGAGCAGACUUGACCGAGCCAGGCUGAGCUUUAUCCCUUGCCAUCCAACUCUAUAUACACGAAGAGAAUAGGUAGAAUUCGAAGAGCAAUGGCCGACUCCAAACCUCCAGGAGCAGCAGAGAAUGCUUCUUCUGCAGCUGCACCAGAGGUCAAGCCAGAUGCGAAGGCAGCGAAGCCGUUAAAGCCACCCAAUCCUAUGUGGAAAUAUUUGGGCUUUGGAGAAAACUUUCGACCCAAGCUCCCAUCUCGAAAUUGGAUGAUAUUUCUCUCCAUUACUGGUUCAUUUACUGCAGCUGUCAUCUACGAUAAACGAGAGAAGAAGCGCGCUCAACGAAAAUGGUGCAAGCUGGUGGAGCACAUUGCGAAAGAACCAAUCGAGCCUCGUUCCAUGCCGCGAACACUCACGGUCUUCUUAGAAGGACCACCAGGCGAUGGGCUCCGGGUUUCACAGGACCAUUUCAAAGAAUAUGUGAAGCCGAUAUUGGUGGCUUCAGGGCUGGAUUGGGAAUUCAUACAAGGGAGAAAAGAGGGCGAUAUUCGAGCUGAAGUAGCAGAAAAGAUCCGAAAUUUGCGAUUACCGCCAGACCAGAGGACAGAGGAGGACCCCAUAGCUGAAAUACGCCAGAAAAGUGGCAUUAAGGAGUUUACAGGCCCGAGAGGAGAUAUCGUCAUUGGCCGGCAUACGUGGAAAGAAUAUGUCCGGGGUGUGCACGAGGGUUGGCUCGGGCCGUUGACAGAACCGCCAAAACCACAAGAGGAGAAAUCCUCAGAUGACGCACAAGGGAAAGAAGCAGAGCCUCCUAUUGAAACUCUCCCAGGAAUCUCUAUAGACUCUACUCCAAGGCCCGCUGAUGCUCCCUCCGAAAAAGCAGACUCGAAAGCCAGCGACAAGCCCACGAAGCCCCCGCAACCACCACCAUUCAUCUCAACGAAAGACUACGAAUCCGCACCAACUCCUGCCGAGCUCCCCGCUGAGUUUGACCCCUCAACACCGAUCCCCUUCCCCCACAUCCUAGGCUUCCUCAACACGCCCAGACGCAUCUACCGCUUCCUGAACCGACGAGUCCUAGCCGACUCCAUCGGGCGUGAAACAGCCGCCGUAAUCCUCUCUACCUACCGGCCCUACCACGCAACCGUCGCCACCCCUGAAUCACUCUCCUCCACUGAGACCGACCAAUCGCCUCUCGCACCUGAGCACGAAGGUCCCCCACAAGUAGCCGAGCAGCAGGUCGCGCUGGUAGAAGAAGAGAAAGAAUGGCACAAGAGCGUCCGCGUGCGCAAGGAUGAUGAGCCCGAGCGGACGUGGCUCGAGCCCGUAGUCCUUGACCCGCGGAUUGCUGCCCGCAUGCGAAGAUUUGAGUUGACUGCCGAGGACGAGGAGAGAGCGAAGGCUAUUGUGGUCCCCGAAGAAGAGAUCGAGGGCUGGAUCAAGGGCGGUCUGAGGAAGCUGGCGAGGAGCGGCAUGGAAACCAUGGGGUUUGGAAAGAAGAAGACGCCGGCGGUGGUAGGAGACGAUGAGGUUCAGGAAUAAGUGGCUUGAUGUAGAAUUCGGUUCUUCUGUAGGAUAGGCUUCUUGCUGUGGUAUAUCGAAGUUGGUCUAGUAUGUACUAUAUGACAGAAUCAGGAGGCAGUCUCGCAGGGAGAAUUGCACGGAUGGACAGGUCACACGAAUGUAUAAUCUCAAUCUCCUCUGUACUUUGCUUCUGGACCUAGAGUG